GACUGCACCGCGCGUUGUUUGGAGAGUUGUAUUUGGUGGAUCUUUCGUGUGAGCGCGCUUUUCAGGCAGAGUUGUAGUUAUUUCUUCACUGUUGAACAGUUCGGGGUACCACCGCAGGCAUGUUUAGCCCCCGAACCGCCCCGGGCUCCGGCCGUAGGCAGCCGGCCAGGACCGCCGGGAGGAAGAGUGUCUCCGGUGCGGUCCCUAGCCUCCUGUUCUCCCCGCGCAGGACGCCGUUGUCGGCGAGAUCAACACCUACCCGAGUGCAGAGCCAUGCAGGGGCAGAAACUGUUAACUAUGAUGUGCAGACCUUUGGCUCAUCCCUCCCCGUCAAAGUUAUGGAGGCACUGACGAUGGCUGAUGCUGAUGAUCAGAUCUCAGUGAAGGUGAGUGAGAGCGGCUGGGCCUGGAUGGUUUGUGGAGAGAGUCUGAUCAUCUGGAAGAUCUGCCAAACUGCUGUAGCUAAGGUCUCAGUUUGUAAGGAGUUGCAACUGCCCAGCAGUGAGUACAACUACACUGCUGACCUUGUGGCUGUGACUUCCAUUGCUCCCCUGGAGAAGGCUGCUGUUCAGUCCAUCUCUGUCUUGGCAGUGGCUGCAGAAGGAGCGGUUCGCUACUGGCCCAGCCUCUCCCAGGAGGGCAACUACACAGAGACUGAUGUGGACCUGGGAGAUCUGUGCAACUUUGUUGUUGCUGUCAGAGGUGGAAGCUUUGUCUUGUCCUCGGUAAAGAAUCAGCUGUUGAGAGCAACUGCAGAUUCUUCCGGGAAACUGCAGUGUCGAGCUCUGCAGCAGGGUCAGGGCAUGCUUUCUGGCAUCGGACGUCGUGUCUCCAGCCUGUUUGGCAUCCUCUCGACACCAGCCAAUGACACACUCUGCAGUGUGCUGUGGGUGGGGGAAAGCAGCUCCCUGUACACACUCACUGAUUCCAGUCUGAGUAAAUGGGAGGUCGACGACAGCUCGGAACACCAGAUCCUCAACUGGGACGCGCGCAGAGUUCUGAACGAGAGCAUCACAGACGCUAUAUGGGGGUCAGAGAGCAACUAUGAGGAGAUGAAGGAGGGAGCAAAUGUGGCAUACCUGGACAUGAAGCUCAGCCAAGCCGGGUUGGUGGUUUUGGCUGCAGCCUGGCACCCGUCCGACACUCCCUGCCUGGCCUACUUCUGUCUGGUCACCCUGCAGGACAACGGAGCCACCAUCUCUGACCAGUUCACCGUGGAGGUCACAAAGUACAGCUCUCCCUUCCAGAACAAGGAGACCCUGCAGGCCACUCGGCUGGUGUUGCCUCGUUCCCCUGGCUCCACAGCCUUUCUGUACACUGAGGACGUAGUGUUCGCCUGCUCAACAGGAACCAACAGGGUCGCAGUACCUGAUGAGAAAAUCAGUUUUAACUCACCAGGUGAUGGUGUACGUGGAGCAGGCUGCUGUGCCAACCUGCCGGUCUUUUUCUCGCAAAACAGCGGUCUGGUGGCGGUGGUGGCCAGAGAGAGUGCCUCCAUCCUGCCAGAGACCAUGGAGGACUCGCUGUGCUCCUCGCUGGCUGCAGCCCCAGAGGUGUCGGCCAUGGAGACGCCAACCCGAGCAGAGCCUGUAGCUCAGGAGGACAAAACCAAACUCCUGAAGGCGGCCUUCCUGCAGUUCUGUCGUAAUGACCUGGUCGGGGCUCAGACAGUCAUAGAUGAGCUGUUCCCAGCUGACGGCGAUGGGGAGGAGGGAGCUGAGCUGGACACCAUGGUGACUCAAAUCAACCUUGAUUUGGUGGACGAUUACCCGGCCUCUGACCCCCGCUGGGCCGAGUCUGUCCCCGAUGAGAGUGCUGGCUUUCCUCUCACUUCCCUCAUCAUCCUUCACCAACUGGAGGAUAAGAUGAAGGCCCAUGGCUGCUUCAUGGAGUUUUUGCUACAGGUUGGACUGUUGGACCGACUCACUCAGGUGACUGUACGUUCAUCUCCCAUGGCAACACGCCUGCUGCUGUGUGAACACGCCGAGAAGUUGCAAGCAGCCAUGGUGCUGAAAAAUCACCACACCAAACACUCUGAACUAGUGAACCGGGCCAUCAGCACAGCGCUGCAGAGGAACAACACCGCCGUGCCACAAAGCCUCACCGCUGCUGACGUCUUCUUCAGAGAGGUCUCUCAGAUCUCCUUGGUGUUCGACUGUCUGCUGGAGGAGGAGGAGCGGAGUCUGAAGGAGAGUCCAGUCGACUCGGUGCAGUGGGCCGAAGUGGUCCUCACAGUCAACAACAUCAUCAAGGACAUGCUUCAAACUGCUGGUCAGUACAGAGACAUGAAGGCCUCCAUGUACAGAGUGUCUGAAAAUGCUGCUGCAGAGCCUGAGUACAUCCCAUGGACAGCAUCAGGUGGCGUUGGUGGCGUUCGAACAGUCCUCUCGCGCCAGCACGAGAUCAUACUGCGCACAGUGUACCCACAUGCUGACUCAGAGCUGCGCAAUGCCCUUUGUGAGCAGCUGGUGGCGCUGUUGGAUAUCUACUUGGGCAGUUAUGUGGCCCAGCUAAACUCCCUGCAGCAGCAGAGGACCCAACAGGAGCGCUACAACAGCUUGGAGAUGGAGUACAGCCAGCGGCGCUCCGAGCUGCUCGCACCGCUCUUGGAGCUCGGUCAGUACCAGUGGGUGGCAGCGUUGGCUGAGAAGUACUGUGACUUUGACAUCCUGGUUCAGAUGUGUGAGCAGACAGACAACCAGAGCCGCCUGCAGCACUACAUGGCCAAGUUUGCAGAUCAGAACUUUUCCGACUUCCUGUUUCGUUGGUACAUGGAGAAAGGCAAGAGAGGGAAGCUGCUGUCCCAGCCGGCCACUCAGCACCAGCAGCUCGCCAGCUUCCUGCAGGCUCAUCAGCAUCUCAGCUGGCUGCAUCACAUCCACAUCCACGACUACCAAAGUGCCCACAGAACUCUCUACAGCCAAGCCAACAUGGAAACACGUUACUUUGUGAAAAAGAAGACACUGCUGGCUCUCAGUAAGCUGACUGCACUAGCGUCUGACCUGCCAGAGGACCAGCUCUCCAAACAAAUUGAUGACAUUGUGGAGCAGGAGCGCUUCCUGCUGCAUCAGGAGACUCUGCCUCGACAGCUGCUGGAGGAGAAGCAGCAGAACCCCGACACCAUGCCUCUGCUCAGUGCUCACAACCUCAUACAGCUGUACAUCUGUGAUGACAACAGGCGAGCCAACGAGUACGAUUUCAAAAAGGCUCUGGAUCUGCUGGAGUACAUCGAUGAGGAGGAUGCUGUGGACAUCGACGCACUCAAAUGUGAGAUCUUCGGCAAAGCACUUAGGAGAGACGACUGGUCUUCUGCAGAUGGGAACGACGACCCUCUGGAAGCAACAAAAGACAGCAUCUUUGUCAAGAUCCUCCUCAAACUCAUUCAGGAAGGCAUCUCUCUGCAGACCUAUCUGCCCGACAUCAAAGACCUCCUGGAGUUGGAUGAGCUCAGCAGUUUUAAAUCAAAGCCAUAUUUUGAAUUUGUCCUUCGAGCUAAUUAUGAACAUUACCUUCAAACCCAGAUGUAACAACCACCAAACCCACCAGUGAAACAUUGUGUGGUUCAGCUUUUCUUUGCAUUCUACUCACUUUCGGGAUGUCUUUAAAUUGUGCUCUUUUCUAAAUAAAUGUGUUGAUUUUUGUGUACUUUUCAGUAUGGUUUCACUUUCCUAGUGUUCCUCAAAGACGCACAGCUGUGACACAUUUCACUGGCUGUUUUCAUUUAUUCACCUUUAGGGACAAAUGUACAUAUUUGGAAAAAGAAGUGCUGCUGUAAAGAAAAUAGUUGCUUGUUAACAGGAGAGACAAGAAAUUCAUAUCGAGAAAGUGAUGCAAGACAUGAUUUCAGUUCUUUGUAUAUAAGUUGUUUUGUUUUGUUUUUAGAGAGAAUGUAUGACGGCUUUAUCAACAUUCACCACGUUUAGAACACAUUUGUCUUAUGACAAUGAAUCAAAUUUGCUCUAAUGUGGGUGUUUUGAUUCUUAGUGGAUACAUACAAAAUACAUGUUUACAUGCUGUAAGUUUGCACCUCCUUUUUCUAAGGAAGCCGUAAUCAUUUAUAAGGACACUCGUGCAGCAUAAUUGGAGUACAGAGAGAUCCUCCUGAAUGCAGCCAUGUUUAGUGUGACAUACCAAGUAAGAUCAGGGGAUCAGGGUAGGACAACCUACCACAAACAACUAAAAUAAUCUUCCAAGUAAGAGAACAAUAUGACAGCAGUUCAACAAAAGUAAAGCUUUCACUUCCUGCCUCUUUUUUCUUUUUCUUUUUUUAAAUUUGAGGUGAGAUAGCAGACUUAAAAAGUGACACAGACCUGAGCCUCUGAGAUACUGGCUCGAGAAGCUGCCCUGUACUCAUCAGGGCUUCCUCCUGUUGGGCGACAAAGAGCAGAUGUUUGUUAUAAAUAGAUCUGAGCUCCUCUAGCUGAUUGACUGCCACGCUGACAGAGAUCCUCCGCAGUGAUCCACUUUCACAGCUACACAGGCUACAGGCAGCUUUCAGGAUCCAGCACUGCUAAAUAUAGUCAAAGUAGAUUAGAUUGGCACUAGAGCUGUACAUAACUGUCAAUUUAGUUUGUAUGACUCUAAUCUUUCCAAUGUUAUAGGUAAUUUACUUUUUGUAUUUUCAAAUGGAGAAUGACAACCCCAGAAUAAUUUACAAAUGACUUCCAUCAUUUUAUUAUGGAUUUCAAAUGGUUGAUAAAAGAAAAAUUCCUUAUUAUUUUUGUAAGAGAAGAAAACAGGCACUAUAUGUUUAAGGCUUAAAAAAGGAAGAAGAUAAAUUCAAUUCAGUUUUAUUUAUACAGCGCCAAAUCACAACAACAGUCACUUCCAGGUGCUUUAUACUGUAAGGUAGACCUUACAAUAAUACAUACAAUCAUAUGAAUCCCUAUGAGCAAGUAUUUUGGCGACAGUAGGAAGGAAGAAACCUCCAGAAAGAGAAAUGGGAAAAAAUAGUAUAACAAAACUGAAAGAACACUUUAGUUACAUUGUAUUCUAAUACUUUCAGUUGGUGUAGAUACUGGUUCCACUGCACAUUUGCAUAUUAGAAUAUAAAGGGUUCAAACUGUAUGUAGUAUGAAACAGGGUAAACUAUUCCCUCUCAGCCAGCUGCUGUCUUGCACACAUGCUGAUGCAUCAUUAACAAUAAUUUGUUCACCUUAAUGAUGCCUUUUCUACAUUGUUCCCCUACGUACAUGUAAAAACUGAAGGAUGUGCCUUAAAUAUGUUUUGGACUUUGCUUUUAAGGGUCAAUGUUUAUCCCAUUGCUGGGCACUAUCAGCCUUAAUAUUUUUAAAUAAUCAGUGUUAAGUCAUAUAACAUUUAAUCUGACUGCUGUUUUCCGGGAAUGUACGUCUAUGGAAUAAUUUCUCCUGAGAUUUCAGCUCCCAGCUUUAAGUGUUUGUACUUCAGCUCCUUUCAUUUUUUCAAAUUCAAAUGACUUCCUUCUAUGCAUAUAUUUUACCUGCUAUUUCUGAUUUGAUGUACCAACUUAAACAUUUCAGUUGCAACUGUUUGCUUCAGCUGCUUUCAAGCCAUUUGGUACAUCUUUGUGUCCUCAUUUUUAAU
Molecule: messenger RNA, 5565 nt
Organism: Pelmatolapia mariae (spotted tilapia)
Lineage: Eukaryota; Metazoa; Chordata; Actinopteri; Cichliformes; Cichlidae
Gene: nup133
Product: nucleoporin 133
Exons: 25
Coding region: 120-3527 (1135 amino acids)
Biological process (GO): protein import into nucleus; poly(A)+ mRNA export from nucleus; transcription-dependent tethering of RNA polymerase II gene DNA at nuclear periphery
Cellular component (GO): nuclear pore outer ring
Molecular function (GO): structural constituent of nuclear pore; protein binding
Source: RefSeq, a predicted model, not a curated record